Messenger RNA from Purpureocillium takamizusanense, 1496 nucleotides. RefSeq names its product Homoserine O-acetyltransferase. Gene Ontology annotation, molecular function: acyltransferase activity, transferring groups other than amino-acyl groups. Gene Ontology annotation, biological process: biosynthetic process. The record is from RefSeq and is a predicted model, not a curated record. The transcript is spliced from 2 exons. Bases 178 to 963 code for a protein of 261 amino acids. NCBI's taxonomy places the organism in Eukaryota, Fungi, Ascomycota, Sordariomycetes, Hypocreales, Ophiocordycipitaceae.
UGUAGGUUCACAUUAUCGCACGGACUGGGGGGCCUGGCUACCAAUGUUUGGGGUAGUUUCCUCGACCCCCUCACCUCCAAGCAAAGCAACAUCGCGCAACUCAAUAAACAGAACAUAUCCUCAACUACAAUCCUUGCUAUCAACUUGUCGGCGGUGUCCGCUACUCUUUCACACACAAUGGGUGACUACAAGACAUUUGACCUGGGCGACGUCGAGCUCCAGCUGGGUGGCAGGCUAGAAAAUGCCUUCAUCGCUUACAAGACGUACGGCGACGCAGCAAGCCCAGCCAUCAUCUACCCAAGCUGGUUCAGCGGCCUCAUCUCAGACAACGAGUGGCUCAUCGGGGAAGACAAAGCCCUCAACCCUAAACGCUACUACAUUAUCGUCCCUGCAAUGUUCGGCAAUGGCCAGUCCACCAGCCCGUCCAACACACCACGCGAUCCUUCCCGACCCUUCCCCAGCAUCACCCUCCGCGACAACGUCACGGCGCAGCACCAGCUCGUAACCAAGGGACUGGGCGUCACCCACGCGCGCUGCGUUCUCGGCUGGAGCAUGGGCGCCGCGCAGACAUACCAGUGGCUCACGCAGUUCCCCGACUUCACCGACCUCGGUGUGCCGUUUUGCGGCAGCGCGCGGACGUCGCUACACAACCAGGUCUUCCUCGAGGGGGUGAAGAGCGCUCUGCUUGCCGCCAAGGGCGCCUCAUCGGCGGGGAGCUGCGCUGGCGAAAGCACACCUGCGGAGAGGUACAGGGUGUGGUCCGAAGAGGAGAGGACGGCGGGGCUCAAGGCGCUCGGCCGUGUAUAUGCGGGGUGGGGGUUCAGCCAGGCCUUCUACCGAGAGCGCGUGUACGAGACUGCGCUCGGCUACAGCAGUCUCGAGAAGUUCAUGACGGACUUUUGGGAGGCGUGGGCGCUCUCCAAAGGUUUGCCAGUGUUACCCCUUCCACCAGUGCCUGUCUAGUCUGCGCCGACCUCUGUUAAGCUAACUAACCAUGCCCUAUUCAUCGAGUAGACCCGGAGAACAUGUUGACAAUGCUGGAGACGUGGCAAAGGGGGGAUUGUGCUAACCAAGAGCCAUACAACGGCAACUUCAAAGCCGCCAUGCAAGCGAUCAAAGCCAAAACGCUGGUGCUGCCGGGCAAGACAGAUCUCUACUUUCCUCCCGAAGAUUCGGAAUACGAAGUGCAGUGCAUGGCAGAAGGAAUUGGAGAAUGCGUUCCGUUCCCGUCCAUCUGGGGCCACUGGGCUGGCGGACCUGGAUUGAGUAAAACGGAUCUGGAUUGGCUUGACAAGAAAUUGAAGUCUCUUCUGGGCGAUGACCACAAGGCCACAGAGUUACCUUUGAGAAACGCAAAGAUGCCAGUGGAAGCUUAGCUUAGGCGAGCCCAUCCUGAGCUGCAGGACUACUGUUACCAUUGUCCGGGUCCUCUGCUCCCUCAGGUAGCUACGGUCUUAGUUUACUUAUGAGGAUGACCAGCUUCAUCACUUCCUCUU